CACUUGAUAAAUGCUUUUUAAAAUUUAGUAUUUUGGAAAAUUUUAUUCUUUUUUUUUUAAAUCCUCCAAUAGCAUUGUGCUUGAUUUGUCUAAGAUUGCACUCAAUUUGCACAGGUCGUUUGCGGGGAAGCAGAAGGGAUUGAGAUUAGUGCCAAGUCAUGGAAGGCGAGGAGGGAAAAGGAGGACUCGCUUAGAUGCGACGAUGCCGUUUGUGCUCAGUGGACCAAUAGUGGGGCGGAAAGAAACUGAACGCGUGCACGAGAGUGGUCAAGAGCAAACAAAAACCGGAGAAAUUGAGCUGAAUUGGGUUUAGUAUCAUUUCUUUUAAGCGAGCACUUGAAAUUGAGCCCUGCAGAAUAGAGUCGAUUGCUGACAAACGCAGGGAUUUAGAUUGUCUAUUUUAUUUGAGAAAUUGCCAGUGAUAAGCACGCAUAUUCCUGGAUAUGAAUCCUAGGUCAUUGCGAACGUUGGUUAUGGGAACUGGAGUCGUCUUGGGUGGGAUUGUCACUCUCAACCUGGCUUCUACUGUUACUCUUAAGACCCUUCAUCUUGUAUCUGAGAAGAAACGGAAAAAGGUUGCAUUGCCAUGCAUGGCUUGUAGAGGGAAGGGGUUUUACAUAUGCAAGUUGUGCAAAGGAAAUUCCACCAUAGAAUGGUCGCCUUUGUAUGACCCUAUUGCCAUUAAUCCUUGCCUCUGUCCUACUUGCGAGGGAAACAGGGUCCAACGCUGUCUAAACUGUCUGGGAAAGGGCUAUGAUUGACCUGUUGAGAUAUGCAUAUACUGCAUUUUUUAUAUUCCAGUGAACUGUGAUUCUCUAAUGUUUCCCUUUAAGGAUUAAGGAAGCACCGAACCCCGAUGUUGGGCAACCUUCAUAAUGCACCAAAUACUUUACGUUAGAUAAUUUCAAGGAGGAAGAUGUUCGCACUGUUGUCUUCAGCAUUAUUGUACUGUCAUGAAUGAACGUAUUUCCGUUUAUGAUUUAUGCAAUUGAUAUCCUGAAAUUAUGGCUUAUUAGAACUAGCUCAAUCUCCAUCUCCUACUUUAAUUCAACAUGGUCAAUACUCAA
Messenger RNA from Prosopis cineraria, 1067 nucleotides. RefSeq names its product protein BUNDLE SHEATH DEFECTIVE 2, chloroplastic-like. NCBI's taxonomy places the organism in Eukaryota, Viridiplantae, Streptophyta, Magnoliopsida, Fabales, Fabaceae. The coding region runs from base 444 to 761 and encodes 105 amino acids. The transcript is spliced from 4 exons. The record is from RefSeq and is a predicted model, not a curated record.